This is a messenger RNA of Alnus glutinosa, 2076 nucleotides long. RefSeq lists its product as uncharacterized. The record is from RefSeq and is a predicted model, not a curated record. Lineage: Eukaryota; Viridiplantae; Streptophyta; Magnoliopsida; Fagales; Betulaceae. Bases 1 to 1908 code for a protein of 635 amino acids. The transcript has 7 exons.
AUGGCAGCAUGCAAGGACGGGUUUAAACAGGCUUGUAGGCCUGUGAUAGGUGUUGAUGGCUGCUUUCUUAAGGGACGUUAUGGGGGGCAACUGUUGGCUACUGUUGGGAGAGAUCCGAAUGACAACAUUUAUCCCAUUGCAAUGCCUGUAGUUGAAGCUGAAACGAAGGAUAGUUGGAGUGUUGAUGGCUGCUUUCUUAAGGGACGUUAUGGGGGGCAACUGUUGGCUACUGUUGGGAGAGAUCCGAAUGACAACAUUUAUCCCAUUGCAAUGCCUGUAGUUGAAGCUGAAACGAAGGAUAGUUGGAGUUGGUUUCUAGAGACAUUGGUGGCUAACCUUGGUCCAAAUGGAUCUAAUGGGUGGACAUUCAUCUCAGACAGGCAGAAGUCUUCUUUGGAAGACACUCUUAAGGCAUUCAUUCAGCUUACAGGGCAAUCCAUCAAUGGUGUGAAGAAUGCUACCAUGAAGUUGCAAUUCCAUGAGGGAAGUUCAUCAAAUGCAGUGCAUGGGUUGGAGCAUGUGCAAGCCGUUGUCACACUUAGGUCAGGGAAACAAGUAGACAACCAAAUGGUUCACCCUAUGGAGAACCCUGCAGCACAAAAAGGACAAGGAAGCAGGAGCGUAGAGAAGAGAGAUGCCGAGCCAUCUACAUUAGCUCCAACCAUAGAGACUCCUCCUAGAAAAUUUGAGGACAUUCUGGAGGUGUUCAAGCAAGUACAGAUUAACAUCCCGUUUCUUGAUGCCAUCCAGCAGGUUCCGUCUUAUGCCAAAUUCUUGAAGGAUUUGGUAACUGUAAAGCGAAAAACCAAUGUCCCGAAAAAAGUUUGCUUGACCGAGCAAGUCAGCUCAAUCCUCCAGUGUAGGCUGCCUAUCAAGUAUAAGGACCCCGGAUGUCCUACUAUUUCCUGCACAAUAAGCAUCAGCCACAUUGAGAAGGCACUGCUAGAUCUUGGAGCCAAUGUCAAUCUCCUACCCUAUUCAGUUUACCUGCAAUUAAGGUUAGGAGAAUUGAAGCCCACCUCCAUGACACUGCAGUUGGCUGACCAGUCAGUUAAGAUACCACGGGGAAUAGUGGAGGAUGUUUUGAUUAAGGUGGACAAGUUUUAUUUUCCCGUGGAUUUUAUAGUGCUAGAUACUGAGCCGGUACAGAACGUUGGAGUUCAAAUACCGGUGAUCCUCGGGCGACCAUUCUUAGCUAUGGCUAACGCCCUGAUCAACUGCAGGACAGGGGUGAUGAAAAUCUCCUUCGGCAACAUGAUAGUAGAGCUGAACAUCUUUGACAUCAGCAAGAGGCCGAGGGAAAGCGAUGAGAUCGGAAGUGCCUGCUUGAUUGAGGAGAUUAUAGAGGAAGAAUCAAGCACCAAAGACCCCCUGGAGGCAUGCUUUGCUCAGUUCGGAGAGGAUCUGGACUUGGAUGCAUUACUUGAGCAAGCAAAUGUCGUUUUAGAGUUUGCUCCUCUGGAGAGCAAGGAAGAAGAGGAGGCAACAGUACCUGAGCCUCCUAAGAAGGAACUUAAGCCCCUGUCGGACAAUCUUAAGUAUAAGUUCCUAGGUCCAGCCGAGACUUUGCCUGUAAUCAUAGCUUCGGAUCUACAUGAUGCUCAAGAGGGUCAAAUGCCUUUGCAUUGGGGGCGGCAAGAUAAGUCCAAAUUCAUGUCCGUGGUGAAGAAUUUUUUCUGGGACGAUCCUUACUUGUUCAAGUAUUGUCCCGAUCAGAUCAUUAGGAGAUGCAUUCCCGAGCCUGAGGCGUACUGGACAGCUUUCAAGACACCGAUUGGCAUGUCACCUUACCGUAUAGUGUACGGGAAAGCAUGCCAUCUGCCUGUGGAGUUGGAGCACAGAGCCUACUGGGCCAUUAAGCAGCUGAAUUUUGAUCUCACAAAGGCUGGCUCACAGAGGAAGCUCUAACUCAAUGAAUUGGAAGAGCUGAGGAACGAUGCUUAUGAUUGUGCUAGGAUGUACAAAGCACGGAUGAAGAAGGUUCACGACCAGAACAUAUUGAGGCGAUUUUUUGAGCCCGGCCAGAAAGUCCUUUACAAUUUACGUCUGCAUCUGUUUCCAGGGAAGCUCAGAUCU